GAUAGGUUGACGGCUUGGGGGUAUAUGUCUUUUGAUGAAAUUCUGUGGAUAUCCAUUCUUUUGGAAGACGUCCAUAAGAUACUUUUCUUCAAUUUUCCUUAAAGUGAGAGUGUUACAAUGAGUCCUUGCUCUCUUGAAUAGUGUCUAUCAUAUCUAUAUCCCGGAUUUCAUCCAGAAAAUAACACCCAAACGGUUUUUACUAGGUUGCUAGUGGUAAUGUACAACUUAAAAUGAGGAUAAUUAUAUGAAAGAAGGGACAAGAAGCUUCUAAAACAAAACACUCUGAUCAGAUCUCUCUCCCUCACUCUCUAUAUCGUUUCAUUUAAUUCUGUCGGCGUCAAGUUGAACUGUGUACCUUGAUAGAGACUAAUGUAAUCCUUCUGAAUAGCUAACUGGCUAGAGAUGAAGUAGUUUAGGCUGUUGAAUUCGAGUGUUUGCGUCGGUGGCACAGUGGUUAGGACUCUCGCCGACCAUGCUCAUGGUCAGGAGUUCGAUCCCCUGCCGACGCACACCUGGUAUCAACGGUCGGCCUGCAAAAUUUGGGCUACCGAUAUCACAUGCUGAAAAUUCCAUACUUGUACCAAAAAUACUGUGUGGAAUCAAGCUGUAAUCAAAAAUAAAAAAAAACUAGAGUACUCUCUCUCUCCGUCUCCCGCUGUCUUCAAAAAGGUCUGACUAGUGAUCGUAUAGUUAGACAAUCUUGAUUACUUGUGACGGCUUGUCAUUCAUUUUCUUGUUUUAAUUAGAAGUACCCAGGGGUAAGUCAGGUAAAAUUUUACAGUAAGUCAACUUUGUUAAUUUCAAAAUCAUAUGCAAAUUUGUUUUCUCAAACUGUAAACAAUAGACAUCAGUCUACAUUCUAUUCAGGUAUGCAUCAUUGAAAUUACCAAAAUUAAUUAGCUUAUAUUAUUCUUAAAAGAAUGGGUACUGAACAAAGAAUACUCUUUUCAAUAAAUACAGUUAUAUAUACAUUAUAGUGAAUGAAUGAAUGAUUUAGUGUUAUGAACAACAUUAAUGUUUAACCUCGCCAGAUACUAGCUUGUUAGGCUACUAGCUUACUAGUUUUCUCGCCGGUCCCAAGCCCGGGUAAAGAGGGAGGGUUGGGGCGUGGUGCUAGCAACUCCACCCCUGUAAAACAACCAAAUCGCUACAGAAACUUCAACGAAUAAAUAUAUUAAAAAUUCUAAAAACAUAAGCAAUAGCCUUACUUUUCGCUGGAAUCGGGGAAGUGAAAUGACGCAGGCUGGUGAAAGCCUUCGGGAAGCCAGUCAGCCGAUGUGCCUUCUUUCGAUGAAAGCAAAAGUAAGGAUGGGUACCUGGAAUGUUCGCACAAUGUACGAAACUGGAAAGGCUGCCCAGAUAGCCGCUGAAAUGAGAAGGUACAGAAUAGAAGUGUUGGGAAUCUGCGAGAGCAGAUGGAACGGAACUGGAAGGUGCCAACUACCUACUGGAGAGACAGUAAUCUUUUCCGGCCACCCAGAGGACAACCAUGAGCACACCGAGGGAGUGGCCAUCAUGAUGUCACCAACAGCAACCAAAGCUCUCAUGCAGUGGGAACCAAUCUCCUCCAGGAUAAUGACAGCCAGGUUCAACUCAAAAGGAAGGAAAGUUACAGUCAUUCAAUGCUAUGCGCCUACAAACGUCUCAGAACAAGAGAAGAAGGAGGCGUUCUACAGACAACUACAAGCAAUAAUGGACAACGUCCCAAAUGGCGAUAUCAAAAUCCUGAUGGGCGACAUGAAUGCGAAGCUGGGAGGAGACAACACAGGAAGAGAACUCACCAUGGGUCGUGAGGCCCUCGGCGAAAUGAACGACAAUGGUGAACUCUUCUCAGACUUCUGCGCCUUCAAUGAUUUGGUGAUUGGCGGUAGUGUGUUCAAACACAAGGAUAUACACAAGACGACAUGGAUUUCACCAGAUGGAAACACCAAAAACCAAAUAGACUUCAUCUCAAUUUCAAGAAAGUGGAGACGGAGCCUACUGGACACAAGGUCAAGGAGAGGAGCAGAUGUGGGUUCAGACCACUAUCUAGUACAAGGGACUUUCAAGGUGAAACUAAAAGCCUCGAGGAUAGCUGGGGAUAGGCCACAAUGCAAGUUCAACACUCAAAAACUGAAGGACACAACCACAAAAGACACUUUCACUGCAACUGUCAGAGCAAAGCAGGAAACACUACGCGACAUCACUGAAGAAUCAUGCGUGGAAGAACAUUGGAAGUCUCUGAAGGCGAUUCUCAACGAAACGUGUUCAACGGUUCUAGGAAGAAAGAAGAGACAAGACAAGGAAUGGCUCUCAACGGACACUUGGAAAUUAAUAGAAGAGAGGAGAAUGGUGAAAGAGAAAAUGAUUCAAUGCAAGGACGGACAGGAGAAGGAGACGCUGAGCUCAACUUACAAAGCACUGGACAAAGAAGUGAAGAAGAGUGCUAGGAAGGACAAAAGACGAUUCUACGACAACCUCGCCACUGAAGCUGAGAAGGCAGCAGGCAAAAGGGACCUGAGGACACUAUAUCAGAUAACCAAAUCUCUAUCCGGGAAGAGAUCAACACAAGCGAAACCUAUAAAAGACAGCCAAGGGAACCCAAUUACCAAGGAAGAAAAACAGAUUAAACAAUGGGCGGAUCACUUCAAAGGACUCUUGAACCGACCAUCACCUGCAACCCGUCCAGAAAUACCAACAACAGCGCGCACACAACUGCAAGUUGACACCAAUCCUCCAACGAGAGCUGAAGUCUUGAACGCAAUCAAGCUUCUGAAAGCUGGAAAAGCAGCCGGACCAGAUGGAAUACCCCCUGAAGCACUGAAAGCGGACCCAGAGACUACAGCAGACAUGCUGACUCCAUUAUUGCAAAAGGUCUGGAAGGAGGGAAAGGUGCCUACUGACUGGAGGAAAGGUUACCUCGUGAAACUACCAAAGAAGGGCGACUUAGGACUCUGCAAGAACUGGCGAGGAAUCAUGCUCCUAUCGACGCCAAGUAAAAUCCUGAGUCGCAUCAUCCUGGAGAGAUUAAAGGACGCACUGGAGACAGAACUCCGACCAGAACAAGCUGGAUUCAGGAAAGGCAAAUCAUGUACUGACCAAAUUGCAACUCUACGCAUCAUCAUCACAGAACAAAGCAUGGAAUGGCGAUCAAACCUCUACCUCAACUUUAUAGACUUUGAGAAGGCCUUCGACAGCGUUGACCUUGAAGUAAUUUGGAAAUUACUCGAGUACUAUGGCGUACCCCAAAUAUUCAUCAACCUUAUUCAACAGCUGUACGACAACGGCACAUGUCAAGUGAUCCACAACGGAAGACUCAGCGAGGCGUUUGGAGUAAACACAGGAGUCAGACAAGGGUGCUUGCAUUAUCACCAAUGAUAUUCCUAAUUGUGGUGGACUGGAUUAUGCGUCAGACAGUGGGAAACGAGAAGACAGGGAUAUCCUGGACCGACGUGAAGAACCUAGAAGACCUGGAUUUCGCGCGUGGAUGACUUAUGUUUGAUGUCACACACAAUCGAAGACUUACAAGCGAAAACCGACAAACUGGUCGAAGAAGCAGCCGGUGAAGACAGGACUCCAGGUGAACAUAGACAAGACGGAGGUUAUGAAAAUAACCAACCAACAACAACAGCAGCACAGCAACAUCCAACGUCAAUCACCAUCAACGGGAGGGAUUUGAAAGAGGUUACUUCAUUCACUUCACUUAUCUAGGGAGCAUUGUCUCAACUACAGGAGGAGCGGACGAGGAUGUCAAAUCGAGCGAGAAUCGGGAAGGCGAGAAACACAUUCAUCAACCUGAAACCAAUCUGGAAAUCUUCGUCACUCAACAUCAACAACAAAAUUCAGUCGAUUUUCAACAAAAACCGUCAAGUCAGUCAGCUCUUCUAUACGGAUCAGAAACUUGGCGGGCGGUCACAAAGAAUAUUUCCAACAGCCUGUUGCAGACCUUUAUUAACAACUGUCUUCGCUCAAUACUGAAGAUCAGAUGGCCAGAAAGAAUCACCAACAAGGAAUUAUGGGAACAAACAAAGCAAGAACCAAUCGCCCAACAAAUAUGCAGGAGAAAGUGGAGAUGGAUCGGACACUCGCUGAGGAGACCGCUGGGUGACAUCGCGCGCCAGGCCCUCGAGUGGAACCCGAAAGGGAAGCGGCGUGUGGGACGUCAGUGCAAGGGUGACAUGGAGGAGAUCGUGUGAAGAGGAGUUGAAAGAAUAUGGACUAACAUGGAUGCAGGCGAAAAGUACAGCAGAAGACAGAAGCAAAUGGAGACGUGCAGUUGAAGCCCUAUAAUCCACUAGGAAUCCAUGGGAGUAAUAAUAAUAAUAAAUAGCAUUGAAUCAAUAAUAUUGAUAGAUUACAGCUCAGUAGCAUCAACAUAAAAUAAGCUGAAUGUCAGACAGACAAAUUAAGAAAGAUAAUAUUACAAAUUCAUGAAUUUCUAGUCUCUACUGAAGGCCGACUAGGGCAGUAGUAGGGUUGGACUUGCCCCUUUUGAACACAGACCACUGGUUAUUUGGGGCGAAUCGCAAUAGCCUGUGCUGUUUGGAGCAUGCAGUGCUUCGAUGAUUUUGCCAAUUUAUUAGGCACCCGGUAAAUUAUAGAGAAGGAUUCUUCCACGCUGGCUGGCUUUGUGGCCGGCCGGUUUGCACCAGAUGGUCUAAUAUCGAACUGUUAAUGGUUUUCUCUACAGCUUUUCUUAUUCAUAGUGGGAGAUGUUCUCGAGAGAGCAGAAAAAAUCAAGUUCCAAGAGCAACGGCCACUAACUUGAAGCCCUAUGUUCCACUGGGGAACGUGAAGGAAGAAAAUGUUUCAACACCUGAGAGUAAUGAAUUCAAUAAUGUAUGUCCUAACUUUCCUUCCAGAUUUCUCCUUUCUUCUUUUUUGAAAAAAUCACCCACUACAUUUUUAUCUGUUCCCCUCUUUGUUUUAG
This is a messenger RNA of Trichobilharzia regenti, 4909 nucleotides long. Lineage: Eukaryota; Metazoa; Platyhelminthes; Trematoda; Strigeidida; Schistosomatidae. The record is from the annotation of a GenBank genome assembly.